AUCCAGCAUCAAUUCAUCCGUACGACAACCCUCAGAAAUAAGAAAAUGUUUAUAUUUUAUCCGAAGCAGAAAUGGAGAAGGACAGGCCCAAAGGAUUAAAUGCGAAAUACUCCUCAUGAUCAGAAAGUUUCUGCAGCUCUUGCUUCAAUCGACUGUCUUCAUUUCGCACGAGGGCCGCGGUGUUAGAUUCCCUUCCCAUCCUCUCCCAUCAGUGUGUAAGUGGAGAAGAUCAGGAUGAUGUCAAGAUCAAUGCUGCUUGUAUUUUUGUUAAUGAUACUCAUAAUCACGUCUCAGUUUGAAUGGAAACAACAACUAGCGAGUGAUGUUGAACCAAGUCCCAGCUUAUCACAGAAGCAGAAGCAAAUCUCUCAGAGAGAAGAAGCUGUAAAAGAGAAGAUUAUUUUGUCACAGGAAAAGAACAUACAGAGACUGAGCGAAGUUGUGCGAAGUCUGAGAGAACGACUGGAGCAAUGCAGCAGGGGUAACAAUGAAACGGUGAAUGGUGGGGCCCUUAACUCCCUGGCGGAGAACAUCAUCGAACUUGAACAACAACAAAUUCUGAUGGACUAAGCUCCUGGUGACAUGUUGUAGUUAGACAUCCUCAAUUGUAUGUGCUAUUUAUGUUUUGAAAUUGUUUAUCUGCUGUAGUAUUUCUCUGGAGGGUUCGGCAGUUUGACAUCCUCAAAUGGUACUUUCGGGGAAAUCUGGCUAGCGCAUCGUCAUGAUUUUUCCGUCUAUCUCCAAGAUUUGCAAAUAUAGGUCGGCCAGCUUAAAACUGAAUUCGAUAUACACAUAAUUUGACUACCAAGUGAAACUGUGGAAGUGUUCUUGUAUAGUGCAUGACCGCAACACCAAAUAUUGGAAUGCUUUGUGGAUAGCUUGAUGUUGGAUGCAUAUUUUCUAUCACUUUAGAAGAUGGUCUUUGUUUUCUUUAUUAGGACGAUGAUGUAUGCAACUGAUUACGGCAUUUCGAAGCCCCAACCUACAUAAUCACAUUGAUUCUGAAUUUGUUUGGUUUCUAGCACUUGAUUCUUUUCUCACAUGGAUUUUGUUCCAUA
Cuscuta europaea is the source of this 1058-nucleotide messenger RNA. The record is from the annotation of a GenBank genome assembly. NCBI's taxonomy places the organism in Eukaryota, Viridiplantae, Streptophyta, Magnoliopsida, Solanales, Convolvulaceae.